CUUCUCUUCCAAAACAACCGUGCAGUUGUCUACCCAUGAAUUUUUACUAUGACUGCAAGAAGCCUUGCUAAGGUGGAGCAAGGCUGAGCGAACGAGACAGAAACACCACCACCCCUUGACAUGGAAACACACUGAUACAAUAGGCAAAAAAGGACACCUCGUUGCAUUUCCCGGUUCCAGGUGGCCUUAUCUGGCCAAUUCGAUCCUGACCUUAUUCCUGUGAUGGAGGACUCGGGCAUCCAGCGAGGCAUCUGGGAUGGAGAUGCCAAGGCUGUCCAGCAAUGUCUCACAGAUAUCUUUACCAGCGUUUACACCACCUGCGACAUCCCAGAGAAUGCUAUAUUCGGUCCCUGUGUCCUGAGCCACACUUCCCUGUACGACAGCAUAGCUUUCAUAGCUCUCAAGUCUACAGACAAGAGAACAGUUCCUUACAUCUUCCGGGUCGACACUUCAGCAGCAAAUGGUUCCUCGGAAGGUCUAAUGUGGCUGCGACUGGUCCAGUCGGCCAGGGAUAAGGAAGAGCAGAACCUCGAAGCCUACAUCAAAAACGGCCAGCUCUUCUACCGCUCUCUCCGCAGGAUCGCCAAAGAUGAGGAGUUGCUAGUUUGGUACGGCAAAGAACUGACUGAGUUACUCUUGCUCUGCCCCUCUAGACCCCACAGCAAAAUGAAUGGGUCGGCCCCUUACACAUGCCUGGAAUGCAGCCAACGUUUCCAGUUCGAGUUCCCCUAUGUGGCGCAUCUGCGUUUCCGUUGCCCCAAGAGACUGCACAGCGCCGAAAUGAGUCCCCAGGACGAGCAAGGCGGCGGCGUGGGCACCAAGGACCACGGGGGCGGGGGCAAAGACCAACAGCAGCCGCAACAGGAGGCGCCCUUGGGUCCAGGCCCCAAGUUCUGCAAAGCCGGCCCCCUCCACCACUACCCGGCGCCUACACCCGACAGUAGCACUCCACCCGCCGCGGCCGGCGGCAGCAACGCCAAGCCAUCCACGGACUUUCACAACCUGGCCCGGGAGCUGGAAAACUCCCGGGGAGGCAGCAGCUGCUCCCCAGCCCAGGGCCUCGGCAGCGGCGGCGGCCACCAGGAGGCGGAGCUGAGUCCCGACGGCAUGGCCACGGGCGGCUGCAAAGGGAAGAGGAAAUUUCCGGAGGAGGCGACCGAGGGCGGCGGCGCGGGGCUGGUGGGGGGCCGGGCCCGCUUCGCCGAGCGGCCCCUGCCGGCCUCCAAGGAGGAUCUGGUUUGCACCCCGCAGCAGUACCGCGCCUCGGGCAGCUACUUCGGCCUGGAAGAGAACGGCCGCCUCUUCGCGCCGCCCAGCCCGGAGACGGGCGAGGCAAAGCGCAGCGCCUUCGUGGAGGUGAAGAAGGCGGGCCGCGCCGCCAGCCUGCAGGAGGAGGCGGCCGCCGACGGCGCGGGAGCGGCCGCCGAGGACCAGGACGCCGGCGCUGCCGGCGGCGGCUCCUCCACGCCCGCCGCCUCGUCGCCCUCGGGUGCGGAGAAACUGCUGGCCCCGCGGCCCGGGGCUGCGCUGCCCAGCCGGCUGGAGGGCGGCAGCCCCGCGCGCGGCAGCGCCUUCACCUCGGUGCCGCAGCUGGGCGGCGCGGGCGGCGGCGGCGGGGGCGCAGGGGGCGGCGGCGCAGGGGGCGGCGCGGGCGCUGCGGCCGCGAGCAGCGCGGGCGGUGGCCAGGGCGCCGCGGGCGACGAGCGCAAAAGCGCUUUCUCGCAGCCGGCGCGCUCCUUCUCGCAGCUGUCCCCGCUGGUGCUGGGCCAGAAGCUGGGCGCGCUCGAGCCUUGCCACCCCGGAGACGGCGUGGGCCCCACCAGACUCUACCCCGCCGCUGCGGACCCGCUGGCGGUGAAGCUCCAGGGGACGGCGGACCUGAACGGGGGCUGCGGGGCCCUGCCCGGCGGCGGUGGUGGCGGCGGCGGCGGCCUACCCAAGCAGAACCCCUUCCUCUACGCCACCGCCUUCUGGCCCAAGAGCUCGGCGGCCGCAGCAGCCGCGGCCGCCGCCGCCGCGGGGCCCCUGCAGCUGCAGCUGCCCUCCGCGCUCACGCUGCUGCCACCCUCUUUCACCUCGCUGUGCCUGCCGGCGCAGAACUGGUGCGCCAAGUGCAACGCCUCCUUCCGCAUGACCUCCGACCUGGUGUACCACAUGAGGUCGCACCACAAAAAGGAGUACGCGAUGGAGCCCCUGGUCAAGCGGCGAAGGGAGGAGAAACUGAAGUGCCCCAUUUGCAACGAGUCCUUCAGGGAGCGCCACCACCUCUCCAGGCACAUGACCUCGCAUAACUGACACGGAAAGCACCCCGGCGUCCCGCGCGCUCUCGUGCACAGGCCACCCAACUACUGGAACAAACUCGCGAGGACAGCCACCACUUCCUUGCGCCUCGAAGCACUGCGCCCAGACAGGUGCACACCUGCACGCUCAACACACACACACACACACACGUGUGCUCCGCCCCCAGAGGAGCCCUCCCAUUCAGAUGUUUACUCGGGACACACACUGGAGACAGCAUGGUGGACUUCUGAUUGGGGGGUUGUUGGAGGGGGUUUUGUUUUGAAUGCACGCAUUUUCACUUUCCCAAAAACAAAGGUACAUUUUUAAAAAUGUCAUAUAUUGCAACAUAUUGAUGCAUUUGUCAUACGUUUCUACUUAAAUUAUUAAGCACUUAACAAUUUAGAUGUAAUAACUAUAUGUAAGGACAAAAUUUAUUUUAGAUAUAAAGGAAAGGAGGAAGGUGAGAUGCUUUCUGCAAUCUUGAUGACGGUUUGUGUUCUUACAAAAAUAACAAAACGAAUAAAAAACGGGGUCGCCAUUCAAUUUAAGUUUCCAGGGGAAAGUGCAUGUAUCAUGAAAUGAUUAUGGACUUCAAUGAAGAAUGUCAUCAAUUAUGUAAAUAUGUAUUUCCUUUUAAUACAAAGUGUAAUUUUGUGCCAGUGAAAUGGAGUCUGAAUAGUUAUGUGUUUCUUUUAUCCUUGGAAAGAUUUAUUAAACUUUAUA
Messenger RNA from Lepus europaeus (European hare), 3003 nucleotides. RefSeq names its product PR/SET domain 8 (gene PRDM8). Gene Ontology annotation, cellular component: nucleus. Gene Ontology annotation, biological process: regulation of DNA-templated transcription. Lineage: Eukaryota; Metazoa; Chordata; Mammalia; Lagomorpha; Leporidae. The record is from RefSeq and is a predicted model, not a curated record. Gene Ontology annotation, molecular function: protein binding. Bases 223 to 2295 code for a protein of 690 amino acids. The transcript has 5 exons.